Messenger RNA from Elgaria multicarinata webbii, 951 nucleotides. It is a transcript of the gene LEMD1, whose product is annotated as LEM domain containing 1. The record is from RefSeq and is a predicted model, not a curated record. The transcript has 8 exons. The coding region runs from base 56 to 856 and encodes 266 amino acids. Lineage: Eukaryota; Metazoa; Chordata; Lepidosauria; Squamata; Anguidae.
UAUUGUAGGAAUGCAGACGAUGCAAAUUGUCCCCGCGCGGCCAUACUGUUAGGUGAUGGAGAAGGUUACUGUAGACGUGCUCAUAGAAAGCAAGGAACAAGACUCUGCAAAACAAGACUUCAAAGAUGAAAUUGAUGUUAAAGCUCUGGAUGAUACUGAACUACGGAAGCAGCUCUGUAUAUAUGGAAUUUGCCCUGGACCAAUAUUACCUUCUACAAGGACCACUUACGAGAAGAAGUUGAUGCAGUUGAUGCAGCAAUGCCCAACUGUAGCAGCUGAGGAGAAGAGCAGGCUUGAUGAUUCUGAACUAGAAAACGAUGGUGGAAAAGGACAAACCACUGAAGUAGUCCUCCAAACAAACAACCUCAAAGUGACAGCUGAAUGUGCCUCUGGGCUUGAUAAUAAGUCGGCUAUAGAUGUAGUAGAACGCCAGAAGAAACUCUUGUCACCUGAUGUUGAACACAGUUUAGCCAGAAUAGUGGCAGAACUACAGGAAAUCCUCCCAGAGGGCAAAGUGGCACUGCAACGAUCACAAGGACUAAGGAGGAAAGCUGCUGGCAGUCCUGAAAGCAAUUGCAGAAAAAAGAGAAGUGAUUCACCACACAUAGACUACGGUUACCCUGAUGCUAACAGUGUAGGACAAAGUACUAGAAGAAAAACUGUAAGAGAGGAUUGUCCAGUGAAACAAAGUCCUGAAAUCAAAUGCCAGGUGGCGCCUGUGAACCAACGAGAAGGACGUAUACCAACCCGUGUCAAGAUUGCUGUGUUUGCUAUUUUCCUUUUCCUUCUCUUUGUGUUUGUAACUAUGGAAACUAAUCUAGAGAAUCCAUUUGCGAGCUUCAUCAUGGGCAAAUGAGUAUAUCCCAUCUUUUAGAGAUGGAAUUGCAAGACCAAAGAAGGUGGUUCUGUCUGUUUAACUGGUUAUGAAUAAGUGAUUUGGUUAGCUAAUUA